Messenger RNA from Saccostrea echinata, 2156 nucleotides. Its product is annotated as proprotein convertase subtilisin/kexin type 5-like. The transcript is spliced from 3 exons. The record is from RefSeq and is a predicted model, not a curated record. The coding region runs from base 30 to 2156 and encodes 708 amino acids. Lineage: Eukaryota; Metazoa; Mollusca; Bivalvia; Ostreida; Ostreidae.
AUCAAGGAUUCAUUUUCAUCCAUACCUGCAUGAUCGGCCUAUUUUGUUUAGUGUAUUUAUUUUUUCGUCAGAUUCAAUGGUUCAAACUUUCGACACAACCACAUCGAUAUAAAAUGAGAAUCAUCGGCUUAAUACUUGAGAUACUUCAAUUCCAUGGCAUUUUUGUUCACUUAGAGGUUCUUAAAACAAACUGCUUGCCAACAGAAGUGACUGUUACAACACGGAUAUAUAAUUCUAAAACACACUUCGUUUCAAAAACCUUUUGCAAAGAAACAUGUCCAGGAAAUCAGUAUGUUUUUCAAGAAAAAUGUUUCGACAACUGCCCAAUUUUGACAUUCAAACAGGACAAUGGAUUCAUAAAAUAUUGUAUAAAUAGCCCCAACAGAAACUUAGAAUGCCUUAAAGCUAUGUGUAAUCAGCAACUCCUGUACUGUUUUAAUGGAUAUUGUCUAAAUUACUGUCCCGAAUAUACGGUUGAUUUUAACAAAACAUGUCUAAUGCAUUGUCCAGACGAAGCCCCAUAUAUGACAGCCUAUUCUUGUGAUGGUGUGUGUUACUCUGGGAAAAAGUCUUGUUCGGUAACCUGUCCAAACUCCCAUCCAUUUGUCUUCCAUUCUCGUGAUAUUAAACAUUGCUUAAGGGAAUGUCCAGACUUUACAGCAGUUAACGGAUAUUCCUGCGAUACGGUGUGUCCACAUGGGCUUCCUUUGCUUUUCAAUAGAAGUUGUACAAAGGAAUGCCCAACAACAAGCCCACUUAUGUAUCUCAAAACAUCUUCCUUCAACAGGAUAUGGGUCUGCACCACAAAAUGUCAGUCCAACAUGGCAUCUUUUAAAAAUGUCUGUGUUUCUGUAUGUCCAAACAAUACUUAUCUUGAUAGUGUAAAGAAGGAAUGUGUCGAAAAGUGUGAUAUUCUUCGACCAUAUAUAAAUGCAAAUCCAGCUUUGAAAUCAUCUAUUUAUCAUCAGCAAUGCCUUUCCCGUUGCCCUGCUGAAAAAUAUGUUCUAUCCUUGAACAACAUAAGCCAUUGUAUUGUAGAAUGUCCGAAAAACUUUUCCUUAUUUAACUACACCUGUCUUUCACAAUGUCCCGAAUCUCAUCCUUACAAAAGUAUAAUGUCUGUAAAAGACAAUAAAACAUUUUCGUGUGUUGAAUAUUGUGAAGAAAAUGAAUUUCUCUAUAAUGAUACCUGCUACAGUCAAUGUCCUGCAGAUUUGGUGCACUAUUUAUCUACAUGUGUAGAACAAUGCUAUGGAUCAUUUCCCUUUUUAUAUAAACACAACAGAACUUGUGUUGGAAAAUGUUCAGAAGGCCAUGUACUAAAUAGAAAUAUUUGUGACGGAAAAUGCCCUGAAGACCUAUUUCAUGUUGAAAACGGAAUUUGUAGUUCAAACUGUAGCAAAAACACUUCUUUUUAUAUAGUGUCUGAUGUUGGCAAAGUAUGUAUCUAUUCGGAAAGUUGUCCAAAAGAAACAGUUUUGUUGGAAAAUACAAAAGAAUGCAUUCAAAAAUGUCCCAUGAAAACACAUAUUGUGAUAGAUAAUGUGUGUUCAAAAGUUGAAAAGUGUCCUAAUUCUUAUUUUGUCACUCUAGAUCCAAUGUAUGGUUAUCGAUGUACAACAAAAUGCCCGAUAUCCUAUUUCAGUAACGGAAGAAAAUGUGUCCGCUGGUGUCCUCAGAACAUGGUUAUCGUAGAUGGCACAUGUGUUAACAAUUGCACUAGCACAAAGCCAUAUGGAUUAAGAAACGAAAGUCUUAAUGGAACCGUUUGUUACUCAGUGUGUCCAGAUACGUAUGUGAAUUAUCUGAAUAAAUGUAUCAGCCAUUCUAUGUGCCUUUUCGGUAAAAAAUUUUACAUAUAUGAAAACACUUGCUAUCAAAAUUGUCCAUCACAUACGUUUAUUAGUGAGAUAAAUACGUACUUUGUUUGCGAGAACAUCAAUAACACACCCUCUGCUGUUGAUUUAAGCACUUUUGGUUUUAUUGGUGUUUCAUGUACUUUGUUAUUCUACUUAAUAUGUUGUUUUCAAGGAUUACCUCGCUGUUUAUUUCGAGACUGUGCUGGUUUUGGGAAGGUGUCUGCGACAGAGACAAGAAAUUUAAUUGCUGCAGUCGACAACAAUGGAAUAGAGAUUGACGACGUUGAAAACCAGUAG